GUUGCCUCAGGGCCCACAAUAUUAUGUGGAGGCCCAAGAAUGGAAAACCCUCCUCUUUGUAAGGCACACUCGCCUCGUCGCCCUCGCCCUCGCCGUCGGCGGCUCGCCCCUCGCUCUCGCCUCUCGUUGCUCCGUCGCUCGCUGCCUCUCUCUCCUCUCGCUGCUCCGUCGCCCUUCGCCCUUCGCCCUCGCCGGCUCGGCCGGUGGCUCGCUCUCCGCCGCUCACUGCCUCUCUCUCGCUCCGUCACUUCGUCGCACGGUCACAGUUUCGCACCCUCGCCGGCUCGCCCUCGUGGCUGGUGGCACGCCACUCUUGCCUCUUGCUCCGUCGCUCGCUGUCGCUGGUGGCUCGCUACCUCUCAAUUGCCGAUUGGCUCAUCAGAUUCGGCGGCCAUUUUUACAUUUCGCCGGGCCCCAAAAUCUCAGGAUUGUCGUCGGUUGAAGGUCGGCCCUAACAUGAACAUCUUCAAACAGCUAGCGCCCAUCAAAUUUGGGUUUGGAGUUGCUUCCAGGAAAUCUGUUAGAGCAUGCCUUUCUUUAUUCCAUUCGUCCUCAGAUACCUCGGUGGAAGUUCAUUUACAAGAGCAGGAAGUUGCAAUAGCUUUAGGAAGCAAUGUGGGUGACAGACUUCAUAAUUUUCAUGAAGCGUUGCGGUUAAUGAAGCAAUCAGGCAUAAAAAUUACAAGGCAUGCCUGCUUAUAUGAGACAGAGCCUGCUUAUGUGAUAGAUCAGCCUCAUUUCCUCAACUCUGCCAUUCGAGGUGCUACUAGACUUGGGCCUCAUGAACUAUUAGGAGUGCUUAAGAAAAUUGAAAAGGACUUAGGGCGUACUGGCGGGAUAAGGUAUGGCCCAAGACCAAUUGACUUGGACAUAUUGUUCUAUGGGAAAUUUAGAAUUCACUCAGAGAUUCUUACAGUACCCCAUGAAAGAAUUUGGGAGAGACCAUUUGUAAUGGCUCCAUUGAUGGAUUUGCUUGGAUCAUCUAUUGACAACGAAACUGUCGCAUGUUGGCAUGGUUUGUCAGCCCAUGUUGGUGGGCUUUUUGAAUCAUGGGAGAAACUUGGUGGUGAAUCCCUUAUUGGCAAGGAUGGAUUAAAAAGGGUCUUGCCUGUGGGAAACCGACUAUGGGAUUGGAGGGCAAGAACCUCUAUCAUGGGUAUUCUUAAUCUAACCCCAGAUAGUUUCAGUGAUGGAGGUAGGUUUCAGUCAGUGGAGGCGGCAGUUUCUCAAGCCCGUUUGAUGAUUUCCGAGGGUGCAGAUAUAAUUGAUCUUGGUGCACAAUCCACACGACCAAUGGCAUCUAGGAUUUCUGAUGAGGAAGAAUUGGAUAGGUUAAUCCCUAUCCUAGAAGCUAUUCUGAAGAUGCCUGAGGCUGAAGGAAAACUUUUAUCUGUCGACACUUUUUAUUCGACGGUUGCUUCAGAAGCUGUCAACAAAGGGGCUCAUCUUAUAAAUGAUGUGUCUGGUGGACAGCUAGACUCUAAAAUGCAUAGUGUCAUUGCAAGCCUUAAGGUACCUUAUGUUGCAAUGCACAUGAGGGGAGAUCCAUCCACUAUGCAAAACAGUGAAAAUCUGCAAUAUGAUGAUGUUUGCAAACAGGUUGGUUCUGAGUUACAUUUACGAGUUAGAGAUGCCGAAUUGUCAGGAAUCCCAGCUUGGAGGAUUAUUAUUGACCCAGGUAUUGGAUUCUCAAAAAAAACUGAACAUAAUUUGGAAAUUCUCACAGGUUUAUCGACCAUUCGAGCAGAGAUUGCAAGGAAGAGCUUAGGUUUAUCUCAUGCUCCUAUUUUGAUAGGACCUUCCAGAAAGAGAUUUUUAGGUGAUAUUUGUGGUCAACCUGCUGCAGUUGAUAGGGAUGUAGCAACUAUUGCAUCUGCAACAGCUGCAGUUUUGAGUGGUGCAAAUAUUGUCAGAGUACACAAUGUUCGAUAUAACCUUGAUGCUAUGAAGGUUUGUGAUGCUAUGCUGAAAUGGAGGAGACCGCUUGUGUGAUUAGAAGGAAACUUAUUUCUCUCUGACCUCACUCCAGGUCUCCCAUUCAUAAUGGGCCAAAGAUGAGGGAAGUGUGAGCCAUUAGUAUGGAAAUGCUUCAAGAAACUACCUAGUCUCGUACUAAAGCAACUUUGGAAUUCAAAGGACGUAAAGAGGAUGAGGAUUGAACAAGAGUGGUGAUGGAGAAGCGCGAAUGAUGUUGAUUUCCAGGAGUCUGAAGAUCAACAUUUCUUGUGAGAGAAAAUAGAAAUUUCUUGGCAAAAUAAUUGACUUUGAGUACAGUUUUCUCAGGAGCUUUUAUGGUUACUUCUUCUAGAUGGUGUGGAUUCAAUUCUGGUGGCAGCUAUGCUUUUGCUUUUAGCAAGGGUUUGAUCCAUGAUAACAUGAUUGAAGAUGAAGAUGAAGAUGAAGAGGGCCUUUUAGCACCAAAGCUUGGGUAUCAAGCUGAUCAAGUUUUGACAUAUUGGCUACAAUCCCUUUCGAAUUUUCCCUCACCCUUAUUUAGGAGACAAAUGCUAAUUCAAUUAGUCUCCAUUUCCCAUACGACCGCUAUGUGUGCUUGUUUGUUAAUCCUAAAACAUCCAUUAUUUGCUUGCAUUUGCUAGAGCUUAUUUAGUUGGUGAUUAAAAGCUUGUACUUGCUCAAUUUUUUGUUGAUUUAGGCAUUCUCUUGUUUAUUAUCAGCUUUGAUCUAUCGAUAUAUUCUUUGGCUGACUCUAAGAAUAAUCUUUAUUCUAAAUGAUAAACAAUAUCUAAGAAAAACACCUUUCUACACAUUUAUAUUUUGAUAGUUAAUUUAAACAACAUCUAUAUUCAUGUACAUGCAAAGAGCAUUGAGAGAGAAAGAAGGGGGGAAGGGGACCGACAUGAUAUAUAUGUACAUAUAUAUAUGACAAAAAUUUAUCAAGGGUGAUUGAAGAACAUAAUUUGUUGGUGCAAGAGUACUUGGAUGUAUAUGUGGUGCUUUGAAAGGGAUUUUGAGGAUUGCUACAAUAAUUAACAAUGAGAAUCUCAAAUUCAAAGAUGAAUGUGGAGAGUGAUGGAAUGAAGUCGAUGUUGAUCGUCGCCAAGCAUUGGACAGUGAAAUGUGAAAAAGUGUUGGGGUUGAUAUGUCUGUUAUUGUAAGACCACAUAUUUGAAAUGAAUAAUAUAACAUAUUUCAUUAUUUCAUAAUGUUAGAAUAGUCGUAUUUAAAAAUUUAUGAGACAGAUUGUCAACUUUGGUCAGUCGAAUCGAUGAAAGGAAACACCUAGGAUAUAAACAUCCAAAAAGAAAGGCAUAUCUAUGGCAAGUGAUUUAAAGUAGGAUUUUUUAUACUGAAAGAAACCAAAUUGGAGACAGUUUUCAGUACAGCUAAAUUUCAGGCUGAAAAAUUCAAAUUAUCGUAAGAGACUUCCGAGAAGUCAACAAAAGUCUGAAGGGGUUCCGAUUUUAUGUGAGGAACAACCCUUUACAUGGUUUCGGGGAAAAAACAAAAGGAUUCGUGAUUAAAUGUAAAUUUGGGGUUUAAGUGUAAUUAUUUUGGGGUAAAAGUGUAAUUUUUCAUAGUAAAUAGGCUAAGAAUAAUUUUCAAAAAAACCUAAGGACUUGAGGGCAAGGGGCCAAAGUGAUAGGAAGUGAAAGAAGAAGGACCAAAUAGCAACUUGAUGCCCAAAACAUGGAAGAAAACCUGGAAGAAUGGUUGACUAUCGGCUAAUGGCGCCCCAUCGCCGUUUUCGGUGGUGGAAUGGUCAUUAUGGCUUGAGGGGUAGGUCGGGCAACUCGGGGCGACCUGAUUGGUCAAAAAAUUGGCUGGAAACGGCUAUAAAUAGCCAGGUUAUGGCUAAAUUUUGUAAAAAAAUUUGGGCUUGUAGAUCGUCGAUUUUGGGAAGAAUCGAGAGGAAUGGUUAAAAGGCUUUUAAUCCUGAGGCCAUAAGGAUCAAUUCUGGUAAAUUUGGUGGGUUUUUUAAGCAAUUUGGAGGGGCUUUCAAGGGUUGCCGAAAAAUCGGCCAAGUUGCUAGCGCCACAACUAUAAUCGACCAUUUGGGGAUGUUCAGCCGGUUGAUUCAAGUUAUAAGACGUGCCAUCGUGUUUGGGAGGUUGAGGAGACCAAGAAGCAAAAAGAAAUCGGAAGAAAAAAGAGGCCGGGUACUCGCCAGCGACGAGGAGGCUCGCCGAAGAAGACGCGUGGAUUGCACGUGCGCUAGGCGCUUGAGGUAAGGGUUUCUGAAGAAAAAAUAAAUAAAAAACAAAGGAAAAAAAAUUGAAAAAUUUUCAAUAAAUAGGAAUAAGAUUUUUGGAAAAAAAAGUGUUGAGGAGUUUUUAUUUUAAGAGAAAUGAGGUUCAAGGAAAAUAGAAAAAAUAGGAGAAAUUUGAGAAAAAUUUCAUAAAAGUAGGAACAUGAUCUUAUGAAUUUUCACAGAGAAAAAUUGGAGAAAAACGUUGUGGAAGUAUUUAAUUUUGAAUUAUUUUGGAGAAAAAUAAAGAAAAUUAGAAAAUUAAGGAUAAAUAUGGAAAAAAUCCAAAAUAUUGAUUUGGUGGAAUAUUUAUUGAUUAGGAGAAUCUUUGGCUAUAGGAUUUGGAGAUUCGCUGAUUUUUUGAGGUUGACACGUAUUUUGAGAAAAGACACGAAUAUCGAGGUAGCUCGAUAAGUUUGAGAAGGAGUGGUUCAACCCAAAAAACCUGAUUUUAAGUAAAUGGUUUAUCAUGUUGUCAUGUGAGUAUGUCAUAUAAAUUACAUUACAUGUAUUGAUGAAAUAUACAUAUGUACACGAUGAUAUUAUUGAUUACACAUUCACAUAAGGGUUUGAGAGUACAGGCCAGGACCGCUGCUCUUCCAAGGGUGCACCCAUACACCUCGGCACAUUGCAGGAAGCCGUAAAAAUUGGGAGUAGCAUUGAGGUACGGUCAGCUCAAACCAAAAUAAAAUAGAAAAAAUAUUUUGCAUCCAUGCACGAAAUAUAGUUAUUGUUCCCUUACUUAGAUGAUUCAUUAUCUAACCUGGGCUUUGCCCUUGGAACAUGCAAACGUUCCAGAUAUUGUUGUAGCAGAAGUUGAUAAGGAAGAUGCAUGUGACGGCACUUAGCAAAUGCACGAUGAUCUAUGAAUAAGAUAUUGAAAUUGAUGUAUUUAAGUUUUUGCUACUUAACAUUCUGACAUUGAUGUAUUAUCUGAACUAUGGUGAUUGUAAUAUUAGGUUCGAUUCUUAGCUUCCACAUUUGAUAUUUAUGAUGAUUCUCUUUCAAGAUAGAUGUAAAUUUUGGGAUAGAUAUGAAGAAUGGUAUGGUUUGCGUUAGUAUUGAAAAAAAAAAUUAUUAUCUCAAAAUUGUCCUAAGAUAUGACACGUUCGAGAAAGCGGGAUGUUAUAGUUAUUAUGUGCGUAAAUCUGUUGCUAUUUUCUGAAAUUACAAUUGCACUUUAAAAAUUUUCAAACUUAUUUACUUCAAGCAUGUAAAGUCAUGUGGGUCCUUUUGGCUAGGCCACAUGGCUUCCCCUAAAGUCUCAUCUUGUCAAUUAACCUAUGCGCGAUCCCUCUCCCACCCUCUCCCACAUUACAUUGACUCUUAAUCUUCAAUGGGGAAUAAUCCCUUGCGAAAAUAUUAUGAAAAUUCCUAAAAUAAUAAAUAACGCUUGCAAGCAUCAUUUGACAACCCGAAACUCUAUCCGGAUAGGCCAUUUAGAGGCCAAGAACCUGCUUCGGCAGCUUGCCGUAAGGCCCAUCAUCUCCUAGAGAACUCCCUAGAUUGUUCAGUCUUCCGGGAGGAUUCUUCAAACCCAUUCGAGUGCUCCUAAUAUGCAGGUUCACCUCUAACACUUGGUAAAAGUAUUAUGACUAGACCCUCUCUUGCCAGGAAAGGUACAUCUUUAUAUAUUCAUUAAUGACAUUCGUUAUUUAUUACAACUAUUCUCCUGCACGCAUUGACUUAAGCAUCGGAUGGCAUACGCAGGUGAGGAAUCACCGCAUGCCUUCUGACUUAUUUUUGUGAGUGCAAUUAACCUUGAACACAUAGGAGACUACUUCCAGAAGGAUUAACCCGCUAUCGAAAAUACUCCUAAGGGCCUAUUUUAGACCUCGGUCAGAUAAUCGGAGACCAGAUCUACUAGACGCACACUUCCACAAGUAGACACUUGCUGGUUGUCCUCCUUGUUCUGUCGCAAUUCUAGCAUUCCUGCAUUAUAAAUUCUUAUUAUUGUAUCUUUGACAACAAUAAAAACUAAAAUAUAAUAAAUAAUGUAUUAUAAAAUACAAUUUUCAAAAUUUAACAAUGCAAUUUACUCAAUUUAUAUAUAUAUAACAACAUAUAAUUGAUGAUCCGCUAUAUCAAAAUUGCAUUAAAUAUUUUAUCCCAAUCAGAGAAGUUGUUCAAACCCCCUCUUGCUCCGAGUAUAAAUAUCACUGAGAGAUCAGAGAAACGAGGAUCAUUUGAAUUGAAAAACAUUAUCUCUGAUAGCUGGAACGAGGACAGUGUUUUGGAUGUGGAGAUUGGAGAGAAAGGAGGAUAAAAGCCAAGGGCCAAGGCUAAUCAGUAAUCAGCAACUAACAGAUAAACAAGCACAAGGCCUAUUAAGUGAGAUGCCCAAUCAGAAUGAGAAAGAUCGAAGUUCCCGCGUCUCCGCUUCCACCUCCACGGCCCCUUCCACAAGGAUUCCUCGCUCGCCGAUCGAAAGCCAUUUGGCGUGUUCUCAUCAUUUUGAAUCUUGCCCUUGGAGGUCUCUCUCUCUCUCUCUCUCUGUGGAUCGAUGUGUACAUUAUGCAUUUGCGUAUACAUUUGCAUACACAUGAGAAUGGAAAUCCCUGUCGGGUUUACAUCAGAAGAUAAAAAUGCAAACUGGGCAUUUGAUUUUAUUAUUAUUGCGUUGAAAAUGAAAUUCGGGUUUUAUGCGUUUUUUAAGGUUAAUAGAUGGUGGACGCAAUUUGGUAUAUUAUGUGUUUGAUGUAUUGACUCUGAGACGGGUUUUUAGCUUGUUCUUGGAUUGGUGAUGAAGGUAGUGUUUUAAUCAAGUACAUUAUUUUCGAAGAGAGAGUUUUGAUGAAAUACGUGCCACAAACUGAUGACUGAAAUAUUUUUCUUCUGUCCGGUUCACCCAUCAAUGUGCAUUAUUUUUUUUUUUUUUUUCAAAGCUCUGUAGAUUUUAUGGAGAGUCAUCAGGCCUAUACAAAGAAUCAUGUCUAUUGAUAUCUUGUAUUGGGCUUGCUCUCAAUAAAGGUUAAGGAUGGGUUAAGGGAAGAAUUUGUCACGAGUAUUCUCAGGUAUUUUUCUCAGAACUGCAGUUGCCUAAGCUGUGAAUUGUGUUUUCUUCGGGGCUUAGAACUAUGUUUUCGUUAAGCUUUUUUGUCAUGAGUUCUUUCCUCUCUCCAAGUCUGUCCAAAUAUAAUGUGAAUUUAGGUUUGGGCGCUAUCUGCUCAUUUUGAUGUCCAAGUUGUAGAGGAAUGGGGAAGAGAUUGAUAGAAGGAUUAAAUUUUUGAUAGGUAAAUAACAUUAAAAGAAAAGUGCCGAAACAGGACAAAUUAGGUUUAAAAAAAAACUCAUCUAUAAACAGGGCAGAAGAGGGUAGAUAAAAAGAUGAAAUUUGCUUCCAAGAAGAGGUCCCUUGAGAAAAUGUGUUGGGCUCUCUUUAGCUCCUAAAGCUCUUCUAUUCCUUUCUAGCCAAAUGCUCUGCAUUACAUGUAGUGGAGUGAAAUUCCAAAUGCUUCUCUUCUAUGGCUCCUCCUUGGACAAUUAUAUAAUGAAGAGUGUAAAAUACCUGAAACUAAAUCUGGGACCACUUAAUUAAGUCCAAACAAAGCAAAGAUGGGGCAACACUGGCAAUGCAGAACUCAACUGAACAAUGUAGGAUAAGGUAAUCUUCUGAUUCCCCAAACUUCUUGUAAUGAAGCACCAGUGAACUCAAAAGGCCUACUCUUCCUCAGAUUAUCAAUUGUGAGGUUGGAGCCAUAUGAGUAGUCUGUGUAAAGAAGAUUGUAUGUGAGACGCUUAAUCUCCAUUCAACCCUUCCAAGGAAUGCAUAUCUCUCCACCAUCACACAACACAUCAUAAUAAGACCAAGCAAUACAAUCAGUAACGCGCUAAUCAUGAAAUAAACCAGUAAAAGUUGUGAGGUAUUAAUAUUCCAAUCAGGAAGAUGAUGCCUAAAGUAUGUGAUCAACGGACAAUACCCUCUUGAUAAAAGGAAUAGAAAUCCUCCAUAUAAGCAUUUUUAUCCCUGGUCAACCCACAAAGAUAUACAAAACCUGGCAAAGGCACCCAUGCCCAUGCCAGCUGUUAGGCCAAAACUAAACCUUUGAUCCUACCCUGACUCAAUGAAAUAUUUUUCUGUGUUUGUUUCCUUCUUACUUAAUUUCUAUGCAUUUUUUCCCCCCAAUUUCUUCCUUUUUUUUGGAUUAUAAAAGGAAUAAAGUACUUCACAAACAUUUUUAUCUCUGGUCAACUCAAAAAGAGAUAUGGAAAAACUUCACACAGGCAACUAUGUCCAUACCUACUGUUAGCCCAAAACUUUACCUUUGGCCUAUCCUGACUAUGAAAUAUUUUUCUCUGUAUUUUUUCUUCUUCCUUUCUUUCUAUUUAUUUAAAUCUUCUAUUAUUUUUUUCUUCCUUUUGUUUUAGAUUGGAAAACCAUCUUUAUAUUUCUGCAGGAGUCUAAUUCAGAAUGCUAUUUAUUUGAACUGAAACUAUGAAUUUGGUGAAAUCUAGUUCUUUUAUUAGA
This is a messenger RNA of Diospyros lotus (date-plum), 8675 nucleotides long. RefSeq names its product folate synthesis bifunctional protein, mitochondrial-like. Gene Ontology annotation, biological process: tetrahydrofolate biosynthetic process. Gene Ontology annotation, molecular function: 2-amino-4-hydroxy-6-hydroxymethyldihydropteridine diphosphokinase activity; dihydropteroate synthase activity. Lineage: Eukaryota; Viridiplantae; Streptophyta; Magnoliopsida; Ericales; Ebenaceae. The transcript is spliced from 5 exons. The coding region runs from base 40 to 1992 and encodes 650 amino acids. The record is from RefSeq and is a predicted model, not a curated record.